Messenger RNA from Hippocampus comes (tiger tail seahorse), 2764 nucleotides. RefSeq names its product N-acetylglucosamine-1-phosphotransferase subunits alpha/beta-like. Gene Ontology annotation, cellular component: Golgi apparatus. The record is from RefSeq and is a predicted model, not a curated record. Gene Ontology annotation, biological process: carbohydrate phosphorylation; N-glycan processing to lysosome. Gene Ontology annotation, molecular function: calcium ion binding; UDP-N-acetylglucosamine-lysosomal-enzyme N-acetylglucosaminephosphotransferase activity. Lineage: Eukaryota; Metazoa; Chordata; Actinopteri; Syngnathiformes; Syngnathidae.
AUGGCAGCCGGCCGAAAGCUAGAGAAACUGCAGAGUGAGGACUGGUCUUACCAGUCGAAUGAGGUUCCCGAAGACAAGGGAGACAAGAAGGUAGAUAAAUGUACAUCAUUCCACAGCAGAGAGUGUACACCCAUUCCCAUCGAUCUGGUGUACACGUGGGUGAAUGGCACAGACGUGAGCCUACAGAGUGACCUGAUGGUGGCCAAAGAGCAACUGGAUGCAGAACAAGCUCUUCUGAGUGUCAAGCCAGAAUGCCCGCUGUCUCAAUGCAUCGUGGCACCAAUGGUGGCGCUUAAUCCUGGCCUUCCGGCCAACAUGACCACUCGAGAGCUACCCUCGGUCUUGCCCUCCUUCUCGCCUGCCAAGGCCCUGCUGCAGUUUACCAAACCCCUGCAACCAUCCAACACUGUCUCCGUGGUCGUAUUCCAUUCACGAGCUGACGCUGAAGAGGCCUUGACAGGCACGCUCAAAAUCGAGAAAAUCUCAAUCUCCAAAUGCUACGUGACGACAGACAAAGAGGCGCCAGGUCUGAUCCAAAUGGAGAACUUGGCCUACCUAACUGGCUUCCCGCAGUCCUACAAAGUAUCAGAGAUGCUGCGAGGCAAAUUGUCGGCCACCGUAAAGAGCAGGAUAACUGCGUUUGAGUUGUACCCGGGCGCCGGCAUCGCUCUGCUCUACCUUAAAACGCCACAGGACUUCAUUUUUCUCCUGCAAUUAGCGAAAAGUAGCAGACUGAAACUGGAUGGGAAGAAGCUGACCAUCAGCCCUGUAUACUUGUUCUGGGACAUGAGGGCCAUCACAGAGUUUUCACAGAAGCGGCCUGCCCCUCCCAAAAAAGAGACCAGGGACUCUCUCACAGCCAACCGCUUCGAGGAGAACGGUGCUCUCCUCUAUUCCUUACGCUCCAUGGAGAAACAUGCGCCGUGGGUGCGACACGUCUACAUCGUCACGAACGGGCAGAUUCCCUCCUGGCUCAACCUGCAAAACCCCCGUGUUUCAAUUGUCACACACAAGGAAAUCUUCCUGAACAUGAGCCAUCUCCCCAACUUCAACUCGCACGCUAUCGAAAGCCACCUUCAUCGCAUCCCAGGCAUCUCGCAAAAGUUCCUUUACCUCAACGAUGACAUGAUGUUUGGCAAAGACGCAUGGCUGGACGACUUCUACACCCCAACCGAUGGGCAGAAAGUAAUGAAAAUAGACGAGUCAACUUUGAGCAUCAAACGGAUAUCAAUUAAUUUUGACAACUCUUUUUCAAACCAACACAACCGUCCUUUGACUUCCCUGCAGGUCUAUUUAGCCUGGCCUUUAGGCGCCUGUUCAAAAGGCUGUCCAGGAAACUGGAUCAACAACGGUCUUUGUAAUGAACAAUGCAACAAUGCCGCCUGUCAAUGGGACGGAGGCGACUGCAAAGGAAGAAACCUCAGGUCUAUCAGAAGUGCUCGUGACAGUGAUCCAUCUCAAGCUAAGAAGACCCAGGCAACAAGCCAGAAGUCAAGCGUGACACAAAAACCACCGAGCUUCUUCUCAAACGAGAAUGAGAACAGAGAUCCCCAUAUCCAGAGCAAACAGCAUGGGGAGAAAAAACAGAUCAACACGGAAAUGGUUGACUGGAAAGCUCCUUUGGGGAUGAACGUCCAACAGUUUGUUGCUUCUUUCAAGGGAUUCCUCAAAUCUUUUCAAGAACUACUUGAGGAAGAUGUUCAUCUACAAAGAGCACUAAUGUAUGAGACAAAUGGUGCCAUGAUUGGUCGAAAGCUGCAGGACACUUUUACUGCCAUACUGCACCGCGUAAACAGGCUGUACAACCUCAAGUUUGGCGGCAUGAUCCGAAAGGUGAUCUCACACGCGCCCUAUAUGAUUGACAAGCUUGUGAUGCAGGAGCUGCAGGAUACAUUCCCACAAGAAUUCUACGAGACCUCAAGCCACCAUUUGCGUCACCGACAAGACAUGCAAUAUGCCUUUUCCUACUUUUAUUUCCUGAUGAGCGUCAAGCAGCAGGCUAACAUCUCAAAAGUGUUUGACGCUGCUGACAAGGACCACUCGGGCGUUCUGUCUGAAAGUGAGAUUGAAGCUCUGGCCGUGAAAAUCUACCAGCAGCCACUCGAACCCGAGGACUUGACGAGCUUGGAGAAUCAGUUGAUCAACUGCUCAAAAAGUCUUCCAAAUGACGUCAGGGAGCUGGAACCCAGUCAGGAGGUCUACCGUGACCAAAAGAUGUCUCAGGUCACUAAAAAACUCAUCAUGAACUGCAAACCUAUCAUAGAUCGCAUUCGCAGUACCUUUCCAGACCAGAAGAAGUACAAAUAUCAGAUCAUGGGGGAGGACCAGGUUCAUUUCAAGAUGCUUCACAAUAACUUGGCUGAGGCGGAUCGCAUUUUUGAUGACAUUCGUAAACGACCAAGGAAGUUCAUCUGCAUAAACGAUGACCUUGACCACACCCAAAGCAGAGCUCAGGAAGUGAAAAAAAAGUUGGCAAUAUUUUACCAAUCCAUGUUCCCGCGACCUUCCCAGUUUGAGCUCCCCAAAGGCACGUCCAACAAGUUCCUGCACAUGGAUGAGCAUCUUUAAGGGUUCGGCGUGUAAUGGUGGAAACCAAUGUUCCCUCUAAUUUCCAUGCGACCAAACAUUCACAAAAACUCCCCGAGCAUUCCUUGGACCUCAUGUGAGCAACAUCAGACUGGGGGAGACACCGGGAUCACACCUCAGUUUGUGAGAUUCAAUUUCGACCAAUUAGAAGCAGAAUAUUAUAACCCGUGUCAAAUGC